CCCUUCAUUGUGGAGGUAACAAGAUUAACAAAGAGGACAAAAGGUGUCGCGUCUGAUUGAUGGAUGGUGGCUGAAACCGCCCGGAGGCGCGGUGCCUUUGAUACUAUCAUUUUAUAACGUUUGAGGACCUGUGGCGGCAAAUGGAGGGGGCGUGUUGCGUUCUUGGGAGAAGCAGAGGGCCAGGCUGGUAAUUUCCCUAACCCAUUCAUUUCCCCAUUAAAGAGAAAUUAAGGUAGGUGUAUAUACAUGGAGGGGGAGGGGCCUUGUGCCUUUUACUAAGAACAUCGUUUGGAGCCUCUUGUACAUGCCGAACAGGGAGUAAAACGGUCUUGAAACUAGCAAAACUGGGGGAGUGUCCGUCUGUUGGCUGCUAUGCAAUUAGUGUUUUUAAUAAAUAUUAUUUAAGUUAAGAAUAAAGAAAAAUUUCUAGCUGUUUUAAAACGACUUCUGAAAACAUACUCUGUUAUCAGGUAUAAUAAAUCAGAUUCGCAGGCCCCUGCUAACUGAGCAGAAAGACACCUUUUAAAGUGGGGAUUCUCUUAAAUUUAGCUGCAGGAAAGCAACUGGCCCUGUCCAACCCAGCACACCAUCUCUCCAGUGGCUGCUGCUGGUAUCUGCCUCAUUUUAUUUAUUUAUUUAUUUAUUUAUUUAUUUAAAAGAUUGGAGAACUCUUUGGGGACAGGGGACCAUCUAUUACUAUUUUUCUAGUAAACCCCUUUGAGAACUUCCUCGUAGUAGGCUUUUAGUUUAUGAUGUUUUAAAGUUUGCUUAUGCGAUUUUGUUUUUACAUGAUGUUUAGGUUUUAGUUGUUGUCAAAUUGUAAACCACCCUGAGAUUGUAUAUAAGCUGGUAUAAAAAUAUGGUAGAAAGAUAAAAAUGUCAAGAGAGUAUUAUUUAUUCUAACAUAUUUGAAUACCUCCCAAAAUGCAAGUCUCUGGGCGGUUUACAACAAAACAAUACAACAACAAAUAAAAAGGUUAAAACAUUACAAUAACUGAAGAUUUAACACAAUGUUAAAACUUUUAAAAGCCAUCACACUAUUAAAACAGUAUCUAAUUAAAAGCCUGGGCGAACAAAUGUGUCUUGACUGCCUUUUUAAAAGUUGUAGGAGAUGGGGAGACUCUUAUUUCCGCAGGAAGCGUGUUCCAGAGUCUGGGGUCUAUAUUAACUAUAUUAAGGCGCUCGGACCAGCAAAGUUAUGAACUAUCAAGAAAAGAGCAGGCACUUCCAUUCUUGAAACGGGCAAAACUGAGUUGCUUCUUGAUAAAAGUCUCCAAAGGAACACCAACUCGCUCUCCCUCUCCUGCUGCCGAAAUUGUCCGGCGCCAAAGAGAGAAGAAGCGUGUGGCGAUCGCAAGGAAAGCCUGGAAUCGGUCGAGCGCGAGAGGCGUGGUUUGGCUCGAUGCCCACCGGCUCGCCAGCAACCGACCUGUUGUGCGCACUAAAAGGGGCCCGACUCCCGAGGAAGGCAGGGAAAGGCCGGCCCUUGGCGACACACCCCCUGGAGUCACACCCCUGGUGACGCAGGCCUCCGAUCUGGCUUAGCCCACUCCGCGGUGCCUCCGAAAAGCCAGACUUCUUCGCUCGCUGCGCUUAGCCAGAGACAGCUCGCGUCUGAUCAUGGCAGGAACCAGCCGGAGCGUCGCCGUUCUGCGGCCACUAUCGGAAGCCGCUUUGCGCUCGUGCUGCAAAAAAGGGACCCGAUUGGGUUCGCCUCCCUGUAGACACUUAAGCUCCUAUGGAAUCCUCCUCCCUCUGAAUGUGAAGACAUGUCCUCCUCUCACUUCAAGUUCAGCCAUGAAGCAACAGACCCGACCCUUCCUUAACCUGGCUGCUCCGGUACUUGGUGCCAAACGAAUAGAGUAUGCAGAAGUCCAUCGGCUGCAGUACUCUGCCGAGCAGAUGUACGAUAUUGUGGCAGAUGUGGGCAGCUAUCGGUUCUUUGUGCCCUGGUGCACUGGCUCCCGGGUCAUUUCCAGUUGCAACGAGUUUUUACGAGCAAAAUUGGAAGUGGGUUUCCCCCCGGUGGUAGAGCAUUAUGUCUCUGAGAUUUCCAUGGUACCACAUCGUCAGAUUCGGGCUGUGAGUAAGGACGGGAGGUUAUUUCAGCAUCUGGAGACACUGUGGCAGUUUGGGCCAGGACUUCCAGGGCAGCCAGACAGCUGCACACUCAAGUUUUACGUCUCCUUUGAAUUCAAGUCAGUUCUACAUUCCCAACUGGCAAACCUCUUCUUUGAUAAGGUAGUCAAGCAGAUGGUGUCAGCCUUUGAACACCGAGCAGAGAAGCUAUACGGCCCGCAGGCUGCAGUCCAAAAGUGCAAGGCAGUUUGCUGCACAUGAUGGAUAGCCCCAUUAGAACUGACAUGUGGGGUAUCUUUCUGGGGCUGCUACAAAACACGUGACUUGACCACUCACUCAGGAUUUCUUCCCAGAUGCCAGUUUAGGGAUACAGUUUAGCUGUAUUUAUGCAUAUUUAAUUCUCAAAACCCUCAGAGUAAAUUAUUUAAUUAAUUGUGGUUUUUUUAUUAUGAAUGUUCUAGGAUAAAUUAUUGGAUAUUUAAUCUUGCUGUUUGAAGGGUGACUCCUUGUUUCAAAGGAGACUUCUGGCAAUGAAAGAGAUGUGUGUGUGUGUGUUUUGUAACAAUAAAGCAUUUAUAUUUUUAUUUUUA
This is a messenger RNA of Hemicordylus capensis (graceful crag lizard), 2669 nucleotides long. Its product is annotated as coenzyme Q-binding protein COQ10 homolog B, mitochondrial-like. The transcript has 5 exons. NCBI's taxonomy places the organism in Eukaryota, Metazoa, Chordata, Lepidosauria, Squamata, Cordylidae. The record is from RefSeq and is a predicted model, not a curated record. Gene Ontology annotation, cellular component: mitochondrion. Bases 1621 to 2340 code for a protein of 239 amino acids. Gene Ontology annotation, molecular function: ubiquinone binding. Gene Ontology annotation, biological process: ubiquinone biosynthetic process; cellular respiration.